UGGUGCUCUUCCUCAGUUCGCUCGCAACAACAAUCCCUUUCAAGAUGCUAUGAUGUUGUAUUCGUUAGAAAGAUCGGGUUCACAAAGGACAGAAAUUAACAUAGGAUAUGAAGACAGGAAUUGUGACUAGAAAAAUCUUAUUCAUCUUUAUCCGCUUCUCGUGGUCUUGGUUUAGAUUAUGAAAGAAACAUUGUUGGCUAUUGAAACAAUGGAAGAGGAUAGAUCCUUAGAACAAUGCUAUUAAUUUGAUAUUUAGACACCAACCAAUCCGAUUCAGCUAAUAUCUAAAUUCUAAUAUACCUUCCACUGACAGAAAAGACUAUUAACUCUAGAGAUAUGGCUGCAUCUAACAUAAAGAUGCCAGACUUUGGCAUCACGACAACCGAAAAAGUUAAGAAUAAGGAUCAUGUAAAUUCGCUCCUUCGGGAUUGCCGCGCUUUGCUUGACAACUACCGGAAGAGCCCAUCCGAAUUUGACCUCGACGAUGCCCUCACCGCGGUACAAGAUGCCUUAAUCAUCGCCAGCGACCCAGAUGCCUGUGAGUCUCCUCCUGUUGCGACCUGUUACCUUUACAAGGGCCAUGUUCUAUGGAUUAUGAAGAGAUAUCAAGAGGCCCAAAAUGCGUAUCGCCUCGCAUCGAAAACAAUUGGCACUACCCCCGCUGAUCGUAAAGCUUCAGAAAAAGCUGUCUCCUAUGUUGUGGAAGUUGACGAAAGAGUUCGAGAGGAGAAACGUAAAGGUGGCCUAUGGACAGAGACCUACGAUUCGGACUUCCCGCACGUUGAUAGCCGGUUCCAAUCUCGUUAUAAAUUCCGUAGCGAGAAACUAAUCAACGCCGGUUUACACUAUGCCUGCCCCCCUAUUCAAGACUUGGGUGCGAAAAGGGUCCCUUGCAUCGAAAUACCCGAGUUUCCUCACAAGCCCACUCCUGCAAGCCCUGUUAAGUGCAGUGUACAUUGGGCUGAAGAAGUAGGAGAUCCUACUCAUGGAGGUAGAACGCUCAGAAGUAUGCGGGGUCGAUAUAUAGAUUCAAAUAGUCUUAGUGUAGAAUGAUAACUUUGG
Molecule: messenger RNA, 1062 nt
Organism: Daldinia loculata
Lineage: Eukaryota; Fungi; Ascomycota; Sordariomycetes; Xylariales; Hypoxylaceae
Exons: 1
Coding region: 337-1053 (238 amino acids)
Molecular function (GO): protein binding
Source: RefSeq, a predicted model, not a curated record